AUGAAGCUAAGUGAGUCGAGAGGCGAAGCAGAGAAGCACAAGAGACGACAACAUUUCGACCACGAGCUUAAGAACAUGAUCUCCUCGUUAACCCACAUGGGAGCAGAGAAGGCAGGACCAAGCCACUACGAGGAAGAGGACAAGGAGGAAGAUGGCGUGAGAGUCAUCACGCUUUCUGGAUCCAACCAAGGAGCCACCAUGAAGACCGAGCUUGACGACAAUCAUGAAGAUCAUCGCAACAACAGAAACGGCGGGCACGAGCUUGAUUUCCUGACAACCUUUGUUAAUAGCAACUUUCAAGCUGUGAACAACUCGAUAAUGAUGGGGGCCAAGUACGAGACUCAUGAUCCAGGUGUUCAUCUUGACAUCUUAGGCGAUGUGGAGAAACCUUCGAUGAAGGCACCUGCGAAGGAGACAAGGGGAAAGAAGGUGAAAACUCCUGCAAGAAGUGAUCGUCGAGAAUCUGAACAUACAGAAUGA
Molecule: messenger RNA, 480 nt
Organism: Thlaspi arvense
Lineage: Eukaryota; Viridiplantae; Streptophyta; Magnoliopsida; Brassicales; Brassicaceae
Source: the annotation of a GenBank genome assembly